AUGAUCCGCUGCGCCAUGUGGUUAUUCUUCAUGGAGACUUCAAUUUUGCUCCUCGUGCUCCUCUUCUACUUCGCCAACCUCAUCGCCGACUUGCUCAAGGUAGAGGUCAACGCGCCAGAGCUGCUCCCUGGGCCGCGGCGCUCAAGAUCGAACUUCACAGAUGGGCAAUCCGUGAAGUGGCUGCUGACCUUCGUGAUCGACAAUUUCAUCAGGCGCCUGAG
Molecule: messenger RNA, 221 nt
Organism: Prorocentrum cordatum
Lineage: Eukaryota; Dinophyceae; Prorocentrales; Prorocentraceae
Source: the annotation of a GenBank genome assembly